This is a messenger RNA of Aplosporella prunicola CBS 121167, 1622 nucleotides long. RefSeq lists its product as uncharacterized. The transcript has a single exon. NCBI's taxonomy places the organism in Eukaryota, Fungi, Ascomycota, Dothideomycetes, Botryosphaeriales, Aplosporellaceae. The record is from RefSeq and is a predicted model, not a curated record. The coding region runs from base 463 to 1530 and encodes 355 amino acids.
CAUACACUCACUCACCCUCACUCUCACCAUUGUACUCUCCCUCUCCCCUCCCCCUCGUACCUACACCAAUUUGCGCGCGGCCGGCCCCCGCAACAAAAAGUCCUCCAUUCAUCACUCCUACACACACCGCUUGAGCUGGCGGCGCGAACAGCACACCACACCGCACCACCCGUCCGCUGCUCCCUUGGACGGCGGCACCGCCCUCCGCACCGCGCUCCCUCUGCCGACCCCGGCCCCGGCCCGCCCCUCGAAGCAAACAAGAUCCCCGCGGCCGCCCACCACCUGUUCUUAGGUGUGCGCCUCGCCUCGUUUCGCCGUUGUUCACCGUUCCUUCGUUGAAGCUUCGAGAAGCUGCUACCCUACUAUCGCUGCUGUUUCGUUUUCGCCUUUCGCUACUCUUCCUCUCCGUAACUCGCUUGCGAAUACUGCCGUCGUUUUUCUGCUGCCGCUGCUGCUGCUGCAAUGCCUACCAUGGCCACCGCCACCGCUACCGCUACCGCCGCCGACGCCGCCGUCGCCUCUACGGCUGCCGCGACGACGACGACGACGUCGAUGAAGAAGACGCCGACUACGACGCCAAUGACGACAAAGAAUGCCACUACUACUACGCCCGCCGCAUCCUCCGUCUUUUCACGCCCCUCGCUGCACCGUCUGCGGACUAGAGAUCUGGCCGCGUCGUCGCGCGCCCGCUCCUCGCACGCCGCUGUCGCUGCCAGCGCAGCAACUGCUCCGGCCCCACACGCACCCCACUCCACGGGGCGCGACCCUGCUGCCGCCCCUCACCACCCUCACCACCACACUUCGACCCAGACGCAGACGCAGAGCUACGCCGACCAAGUCCAGCGGAGCAGCUAUGCGGCUGUCUCGUCCUCAUCCCUCGCGUCGUCCUCGUCUGACGAGCUCGUCUCGGACGCCUCGCCCUCGUCCUCGCCCGCCCGCUCCACGUGCACCUCCGCCACCAGCUACUCGGCGCACUACUGCGCGGCGCGGGCGUGGCCGCUGCCGCUGCCGCCGCUCGUAACGGCCGACGGCGUCGUCAGGCAUCCGCGCACGUGCUCGGCGUCGUCAACGUCGUCGUGCGGCUCUAUCGCCGCGGCGAGGGGCGCCGCCCUUGCGCCUCCUGCUCCUGUCUCUGCUUCUGCUUCUGCUUCUGCGACGUCCGCUGAGCCUACGGCUAAAACUCCGUCUACGCCUGCCUCCGCCUCCGCAGCAACGCUGCUCCCGGCCCCGCCCAUGCCGCCGCUCCUGCGCCGCAAGCCAAGCCACCCACGACUGACGCCGUUCGCGGCCUUCAGUGCGGGAUCCUCAGCCGGCGCAGCCGUGCCGUCGCCGUUCGAGAGCCCGACGUCGGUCGUGGAGCACGAGGACGCGGCGGCGGAUGCGGAGGCCGAGGCCGAGGCGCAGCGGAAAGAGGCGAGUUUGCUGGAGUUGUUGGAGCCAAGGCCAGUGGGGCGUGCGGAGGCAAGGUUUGCGGGCAUUGCGGAGGUGUUGGCUGGGGGGAUGGGGGUCGGUGUGGGCGUAUGUUUUUAGAUGCGUGUGUGUGUGGUAAUGGUCGUCGUUGUGUUGGUGUGAGGGGUUGUUGGUUGGUAGGUUUGUUACGUUAUGUUCUUGGGUGAUGGAGG